Oryza brachyantha (malo sina) is the source of this 627-nucleotide messenger RNA. RefSeq names its product protein LE25-like. The coding region runs from base 79 to 327 and encodes 82 amino acids. The record is from RefSeq and is a predicted model, not a curated record. Gene Ontology annotation, biological process: embryo development ending in seed dormancy. The transcript is spliced from 2 exons. NCBI's taxonomy places the organism in Eukaryota, Viridiplantae, Streptophyta, Magnoliopsida, Poales, Poaceae.
GUCACAGAUCAAGUGCGCGCGUGCUGCACCGGUCCAAACCAGCAGCAGCUAGCGGAGGGGGAGUUUAAUUAGGAGGAUAUGUCGAGCAUGAAAGCCAAGGCCGAGGACGCCGCUUCCUCCGCCAAGGCCGCCGCCCAUAAGGCCAAGGCCACCGCCGACGAGAAGGUGGCGAAGGCGACGACCCGCGACCCGGCGAAGAAGCGGGAGGCGGAGGAGCGGAAGGAGGACAGGAAGCUGGAGGCGGAGUCCGACGAGCGCGUCGAGAAGGCGGGCCACGCCGCCGACAGCUCCGGCCAGCGCACCUUCACCACCGGCACCACCGGGUAGAUCUGGGUGCGAUAAAUAAAACUGUUGCUAUUUACCACGGUGUACGUCGAUUCAAAUCGUCCGAUCGCUUGUAGCAAUGUGCAAACUGAUGAACGGUGCAAUGUGACACGGUAGCUCUGGUUCACCACUUGUAAAUGUGCUUGUACGUGAUUUUUAGCACAACUUUCAGCUUUACAGCUAAUCUUUUUAAAAAAUCGCAUUUAAUCAAAGGCAAUAAAACGACUCACUAUCGUGGAACUGCUCAUCAUUUGUGAUAGGCCUAAAUCUAUAUUUACGAUGGACCAAGGCUCUUUUCAGUGA